CAUCUCUCCUGGGCCCCAUCUGUAGGCUCCACACACCUGCACACAGACCCAGGAUUCCCGGUCCACACGGCCACGGUCCACACGGCCACGGUCCACGUUUCCGUGGACAGUCAUACUUAGGCGCACGGAUCCCAGUUCGGUCAUCCGGGGAGAAUUUUUCUGGUCCCACAGUAACGGGAAGGUUGCUCUGCCGGUGGCCUGGAAGUCCACGCGUCAUUCCAUCAUUCAGAGAUGUUUACCUCGUACGUGCCCAGCACCGUGCUCACAGCAGGACACGGCAGGGGACGAGACAGGUCAGGUCUCAGACUUUGAGGAACUUACAUGCCAUUGGGGCUUGUCAGUGAACAAGUAAACAAACGUGAUGACCUCACAAGCUGGAUUCCUCCCGUCACUGUAUUCUAGACAAGAUCAGGCAAGACAACCCGUACUAGAGUAUAUUCUAGUUCCUUCCUGUGAGAGAGUGUGCUUGCUGCCCGGGCCAGGCAAGAAGCUGUCGAUGGUGUGCAUGAAGGGAAGCCACGGGUGGUGGUCACCUCUCGCCUCUGCAUGUGGCAGACAUGAGUGUUGCUUAAACCAUAGCGGUUAGGAGCUCAGGCCCUGGAAUCAGAUGUUGGCUAAAUUUGUGGUUUUAAGAAAGCCUGAGGGCCGGAGGGCAGCCCUGGGAGAAGCCCUUCCUGGGGGCACUUGGAACCUUCUGGUCCAGAGGAGAAGGCGUCCCCUCACCUGGACUUAUGACCCGCGGCUUUGCUCCCACUCUACCCACUGAGUUCCACAAGAUGGGCUCCUUCCGCAGGCCCAGGCCGCGCUUCAUGAGCUCCCCGGUGCUCAGCGAUCUGCCCCGAUUCCAAGCAGCCCGGCAGGCUCUGCAGCUGAGCUCCAACUCGGCCUGGAACAGUGUCCAGACUGCCGUGAUCAACGUCUUCAAAGGGGGCGGCUUGCAAAGCAAUGAGCUCUAUGCACUGAACGAAAACAUCAGGAGGCUGCUGAAGAGUGAGCUUGGAUCCUUCAUUACAGACUAUUUCCAGAACCAGCUUCUUGCAAAAGGCCUGUUGUUUGUGGAGGAGAAGAUUAAGCUGUGUGAAGGUGAAAAUCGCAUUGAGGUUCUGGCUGAAGUGUGGGACCACUUCUUCACUGAGACUCUCCCCACCCUGCAGGCAAUAUUUUAUCCGGUUCAGGGCCAGGAGCUGACCAUCCGCCAGAUCUCCCUGCUGGGCUUCCGCGACCUGGUCCUGCUGAAGGUGAAGCUGGGUGAUUUGCUGCUGCUGGCCCAGUCCCAGCCACCCUCAUCCAUUGUCCAGAUGUUGCUCAUCCUGCAGAGUGUUCACGAGCCCACAGGCCCCAGUGAGGGUUAUUUGCAGCUGGAGGAACUGGUGAAGCAAGUGGUGUCUCCUUUCCUGGGCAUCAGUGAGGACCGCGGUGUCUCGGGUCCCACGUCCAUGUCGGCCAGACGCCACUCCAGGGUCCGGCCCAAGGUCGCGGUCCUGAGCUACGCCUGCCCGACCCCCGCCCUCAGCCGGCCCCUGAAUGAGACGGCCCUGACCCCCCUGGCGGAGCAGGAGGGGGAAGCCUACCUGGAGAAGUGCGGCGGCGUCCGGCGGCACACGGUGGCCAAUGCCCACUCGGACAUCCAGCUGCUGGCGAUGGCCACCAUGAUGCACUCGGGCCUGGGUGAGGAGCCUGGCGGGGAGGACAAGGGCCUGCUCCUGCCGCCCAGCUUCUCGCCACCGCACCGGCAGUGCUCCAGUGAGCCCAACAUCACCGACAGCCCCGAUGCCCUGCAGCAGGGGGCCGCGGGCAGCCAGGGGGACUCCGAGCUGAACUGUGCUUCCCUUGGCUGAAUGCCCACCCCUGGGACCUCCCAGCCCCGGCCUGACCACCAGCGUGAGCACGGCUCCAUCCCCCGGGCAGGGGCAGGUGGGGCAGAGCUCCCCAAGGGGCUCCUCCUGGAGGCCUAGUCCAAGUGCCCCGGUUGUGAACCUCUCUGUUUUCGUGACUGUGACCCCCCUCUUGGCAGCCACGCAGACCCGACUGCCUGAUGCUCACUUUCUGCUUGCCUGACUCCGGAUCCUCCUCUGGGGGCUCUGCCCUCAGAUCAGUGCUGUCUGACUCUCCCUACGAUAUCGCCCAGGGCCGCUGGCCUGAGGAUAGCAGGAGGUCGGCUGAGCCACACAUGGAGCCCGCAAGGAUGCGUUGGCCUCCGGAGAGCCCCUGUAGGUUCUUGUGAUGCGAGGCUGCCAGGAGAAAAGAGAGGUGGUAGAGCGGUACCUCUCCUCCCCUGCUCUGGGUGGAGUGAAAGCAGGCAGCGACCCCUGCCAAGCAGGACACUGGGAGCGCGCCUUCCUUAUUUUACUUUCAGAAUUCCUGGAAAAGAGUUGUCCCUCUGGCGGGUGAGGGUCAUUCUCAUCGGUAUCCAGAUCCUCCAUGCCGCCUUUAACUUUUGGCCCCGGGGGACCACCCGGCUGGAGAAACGUCCUCUUUGAUGAAGCUCAGUGCUCCCCUCUCUGGCCUCCUUCCAAGCUCAAGGAACUAACCUCCCUGGUGGAGUAGCUGGUGCCUUUCAGAAAUUGACCAUUUUCCUGUUGUGGGUGCGGGGCCAGUGGAUGCCAACCAAGUAGUCUGUUCCUGGAUUUGACUUGAAUUUUUUUAAUGUGCAUCGUUUCAAAAAAACAAUUGUUUGCAAAUAUUUGCACGUAGGAUCUUGCAUUGCUCAUUUCCAAGGGCGUGUGUCUUCAAACUAGAAAAUAAACAGCCCCCCCCCCCCACUUAGGAAAAGAGCCUGGAAGUGGUUCAGGGUGCAGGUGAUCCGUGGUGGGCAGGGCUCAUCAGCCGCAGAGUGCUGGAAGCAGCUGGACUUGAAUCCAGAAUGAGCGUCACGGUCUGUAUCACUGAGGUAGGGAGGCUCCGUUUGCCUCAAGAGCAGAGGGUCGUAGCAAAUGCAAUGUCUCAGUGCUUUACAGUAGGGGAAAAUGGGGGGAGAUGUGGGCAGGACCUUUUGGAGAGAGGUUCAUUCCCUGUGAUUAAAGAAGUGCCUGGAAUUUCUAACAUCUGAGCUCUCAAAAUGCUGUUUGGGGCAGCAGGCUUUGGUACUGUGGUGAAUCCUUAACACUGCUCCCUCCGGGUCUGGGCUUUUUAUCCACCUAGAAGCCCUCUUCUCUUUGUAUUUGCCUGGUGGCCCCACCAAUAACAGCUCCAGAAAAAAGAGAAGGCUUUCCUGAGUCCUUCUGGUACCUUCUAGAUGUCCUGUUAGUCCUUGGAAACUGUUAACGAGACAUGAGCCAGCUUGGCUUCCAAUCUGGCGGGAGGUGGCUGGGCGAGGGCGAGAACAGUGUGAGCCGCCAGCAGGGAAGGCGGCCUUCUAAGCAUAUCUAAGCCUUGACGGCACAUCCCUUCUGGGUGAAGACCUGGAAUAUGACCAGAGUCAUGCUUUGGAUGGCUUGUACUUUUGGGAAGUUAGUUUAAAACGCUGUCUCAUUUUUAUUCUUCUAAGAAUGUGGAAGAGAAAUGUCCAAAGGAGACCUUCUGGGAAUUUCAAACAAAAAAAAUCUCUGUGUAUGUGUUGGAUGAAGUCCACAAAUUGACUAACGUGCAUUAGCGAUAGAACAUCAGUAAGUAACAACAUGAUGAUUUAUUUGACUGAUGGUGUCUGUCCUUACUGGUACACUUAGCGCUCGGGACUAGUAUUUAUCGAUCCAGGCGAAGUCAUUAAUCAUGCUUGGGUAUGCUUUUUUAGUUUCCGGCGUUAAUGAUAUAUACGCUUGUAAAUGCCUUGUCCUUAUACUAAACGCCCCUGAUGAGGCCAGCAACCGUUGGUUAAACAUGUGAGCUCUUAGGCUGAGAACGGGAGUGUCAGUAGAGACCCAGUAUACUUAAUUGCUGAUGACUGUUAGCCAGUUUACAACUUCACCUUUGAUGUCCAUGCCUGAUCCUGCGCCGUGGGUAUUUCAGACUGUACAGAGACAAUUUUGUUGAUGUUUAUGGGCAUUUUAGCCUUCAGACCUGUCGCGAGAGCGACGGCGGUGGUGCUGGCAAGCACUUUUUCUCCCCUUGCGAGACGAAGCUAGGAUCUUCUGGUUGCCUUUUAAUGACAGGAAGCUAUCACGACUCCAAGCUCUGGGUGUGCUCACGAACCAAAAACCUUUCAUGUCUGUUUCCAAAACAGAUUCAAUAAACGUCAUUUUGUACACAUCA
This is a messenger RNA of Callorhinus ursinus (northern fur seal), 4188 nucleotides long. RefSeq names its product proline rich 5 like (gene PRR5L). Gene Ontology annotation, cellular component: TORC2 complex. The record is from RefSeq and is a predicted model, not a curated record. Lineage: Eukaryota; Metazoa; Chordata; Mammalia; Carnivora; Otariidae. Gene Ontology annotation, biological process: TORC2 signaling.